This is a messenger RNA of Sugiyamaella lignohabitans, 1974 nucleotides long. It is a transcript of the gene PDE2, whose product is annotated as 3',5'-cyclic-nucleotide phosphodiesterase PDE2. The record is from RefSeq and is a predicted model, not a curated record. Gene Ontology annotation, biological process: signal transduction. Gene Ontology annotation, molecular function: 3',5'-cyclic-nucleotide phosphodiesterase activity. The transcript has a single exon. Bases 1 to 1974 code for a protein of 657 amino acids. Lineage: Eukaryota; Fungi; Ascomycota; Dipodascomycetes; Dipodascales; Trichomonascaceae.
AUGCUGGGCCCUGCCGGAAAACCUAUUGAGCCUCCUUCUAGUCCUACUAACCCUCUUCGAAAAUUCACUGGUAAAGUAGCUCAAGUGGCAUCACAACUUUCGCAAAAAUCUAUGCCCAGACUACGGCCGAGUACUAGCACCCGACAUUUAAAUAAUAGCACUUCAACCAGGGAAACUACCACAUCUGGGAGUAUUUCGACUAGUACUUAUCGAGAAGCUUCGUCUGUUACCAAUACGAAUCGUAAUUCAAAAUUGCACAACCCAUCUAUGGCGUCUAAAACGUCAUCUCCUGCAUUAUCGGUCAACUCUUUCAGUUCUACCUCUGCUCCUAGUCUUGUCUUGUAUUGGGAUGUUCGAGUACCAAAAGACAACCAAAUUUAUGAUCGAUUUUCAAAAUUGCUCGAUAAUGAUGUCUCCCGAUCAAAGUACCCUGAAGUAUACAGCAAUAUUUCUCUUCUUCUCGAGCAGUUCCCUCAAGUUCAUGUCCUGAAUACUUUUCAAUCUUUGGCCCAGCAACUUUUUGCAUAUAGAGAGUGCGCUUUUACGACUUUGUUUUAUGUUACGACAUCAGACCUUGUUUAUGUAAACGAUGAUCAAACCAUAAAAUUUGUGUCUGCACAGUACGCACAUAUCCCUGGAGCUUUCAUUGUUCUCAGUGAUGUGACAAGUUUGUGGGCUUCAUUUGCUAGAUUAGGCGCAAUGGAUAUAUCAUGGGCCUCGAUCGAAUCGGUCAAGGCAACGAAACCGGCCUAUUGGGCUUCGAUAAUCGGCCACGCGCGACAGGAUCAGUUUGAAUCACGGACUAGACAACUAAAAACCAUGCUCGGUUUGGAACAGGAAGUGGAAUCUGUUGCUUCAGCAAACCUAAUCACAAAGUUCUCUUUUUCAAGCAAGCAUGUACUAGAUGAGUUUUCUCCUUCUUUGACAUCUUUAGUAAAUGAAGAGAAGCAACCUUUAAUUCAAGAACUUAUAGGGUCUUGGGAUUUUUAUGCUCAUGAUCUAAAAUAUGAUGAGUUACUAGCAGCGACUUAUAUGAUGAUAAAGCACGCACUAAGCAGCCCGGGAUUAGAGCACUACUGCAUUCCUGAUAGAAAACUCAUUUCACUGUUAUUAGUUGUACGCAAUUGUUAUCAUGCUACUAAUCCUUAUCAUAAUUUUCGACAUGCUGUUGAUGUAGUUCAGGCAACUUUCUUUUUCUUGAUAAGUAUUGGCGUUUUUAAGCCUGUGGGUAAAGCUGCUUCGGUUGAGAAGAGCACCAAUCCACUGACAGCAGUCGACGGGUUAAAUCUGCUGGUCGCAGCGUUGGGUCACGAUGUGGGACAUCCUGGUGUUACAAAUGCAUUUUUAGUAUCAAGUAAUGCCCCAUUGGCGAAGAUAUACAACGACCGUAGUGUUCUUGAGUCGUAUCAUUCUGCUGCAUUCAAUCAAAUACUGAAAGAAUACUGGCCCCAAAUGGUUCAAGAUUCAAAUGCUAGAACUAUGAUUACAGAAUCUGUUUUGGCAACUGAUAUGGCUGUUCAUUUUGAUUAUAUGAAGAAGGCAGAAGAGAAAGGUAAACAAGAUUCGCUAUAUGACGAAAACAUUAACGAAAAUGAACUUCAGAAGUUACGACUUCUUCUGGGGUGUUUGAUUCUCAAGUGUGCUGAUAUCAGUAAUGUUUCACGUAAGCUUGAUAUUUCUUCAAAGUGGGGCACACUGUUGGUUGCUGAGUUUGGGGGACUUAACGAUCUUGAAAUCGAUCUUGGCCUUAAACAGGCGCCUUCACAGUCUAAUGAGCCAGUAACUGCUGGGUUGCGCAAUAAAUUGCUUGGAGAAGGUCAAAUCUUUUUCAUUGAGACUUAUGCGCUUCCUCUGUUUACUGCUGUAUCACGGAUGAUGCCAGAACUCCAGUUUGCUACGAGACAAAUUGAGGAAAAUGUGAAGAUUUGGAAAUCUAGAGUUGGUGAUGGCGAUUAUGAUAACGACCACAAAUGA